Molecule: messenger RNA, 485 nt
Organism: Drosophila takahashii
Lineage: Eukaryota; Metazoa; Arthropoda; Insecta; Diptera; Drosophilidae
Product: pupal cuticle protein Edg-91
Source: RefSeq, a predicted model, not a curated record
UUUCAGUUAUUUUCCAUCUAUUUGUGCCUGUUUAUUAUUGGAGCUAUAACUGCAGCACCUGUAGAGGAGAAAAAAGAUGCUGAGGAGGGUGAUCUCUCCACUGCCGAUUCCAUUGGUUACGGAUAUUAUGCCGCUCCAUCUCCUGUUUAUUACGGCGGUUAUGGUGGAGGCUAUAAAUACGGCGGUUACUCCGGAUAUGGUGGCUACGGUGGAUAUCGCAGUUAUGGAGGCGGUUUCUACCGCCCUCGCAUUUACCCUGUGUGGGGUUAAAUAAAACACCAUUACCUUUCCAAACAUACGUUCCUAUACACGAAAUCCUAUGUAAUCGCACUAGUAACCAAAGAAAUUAUACAAGCCCCCCUUAAAAAUGAACCCUUUCACUGUCUUGCAACCAUUACGAUGACGUCAUUGGAGUUUUUGACCCCAGACCACAAUUAACACCGGCUUUAUUGCAAUAAAAAAACAAAACACUUUAUGUACGAGUA